GUUGGUUAUAUAUUUAUAGCAGAAACAAGCGCUAUAUUUUCAAGGCACGCUUGUUGUUGGUAUAGACAGUUCAAAAAACCUAACUUGAAAUAAGAUCCAGAGGCGUUGGUUAUAUAUGUACUGGAGAGUACUUGGGCGAAGCAAGUCGAUUUUUAUCACAAGGAUAUUAGAAUGGCUUUUUGGAUAUAUUCCUUGAUUUCUCUUAUAUUUAUUCAACAUUCCUAUGGGGUCAGAAUAACGGAUCCAUCAGGUAGUUCCCUCGAAGUAAACUCAGGUGACACUUUCCAAAUAACUUGUGAAUAUUAUACGGAGGAUGAAGGUGUCAACUGGUACCUGAAUGGGAUGAUACUGAAUGACAACCCUGACUAUAGAAUAUUAGCCGAGGAGUUGGAUCGUGAGAUGUCUGAAAGCACUCUAACAAAGCGCUAUGCUUCUAGUGACGAUAGCGGCCAUUACAAAUGCAUGAACAAGGUUGACAUAUUCGACGAUGUUACAAUAGAAGUUACAGUCAUAGAUGGGGAGGAAGAUUUCGACGUUGAAAUCUUUGAACCGGAUGAAGAUGACGUCACCUUAGAGGAGGGUGAUGCACUUUCAUUGAAAUGCAAAGGAUGCAGUGUGUGUGAUCUUGUUUGGAAGGUGAACGGCAUGCCUUUAAAUGACGGCCCUGGUGUGAACAUUGAAGUGUUGAAGCAAAACGGAAAGACUGUGUCCUGGCUGAGAAGAGAUGAUAUGGAAGCAAGAUUUGGUGGACAGUACAAAUGUCAAGAUGAAGAGGAUCCAUUUGGAGGUGAUUCUGUAGAAGUUAAAGUUGAGGCACCAGGAGCCGUUAACAUAAAACAACCUAGUCCAUUCACAUCUAUGCCUGGUGAGUCAUUUACCCUCGAGUGCCAAUCGAGUGACUCAAUUGUUUGGUACAAAGAAGACGAUCAACUGGAGGACGGCGUGGACGGAUACAUCAUCGCAGAGUCUUAUCAAGGCAGUAAGACGGUAUCAUUGCUCACUAAGGAGGAUGCAACUGAAGAUGAUAGCGGAACGUACUACUGUUCAAGCAGAUCGAACAGCAGAGAAAAUGAUGACGUCACAGUACGAAUUGGAUAUGCACAGGGUGUUGAAUCAGCGCCCCCUGGUGUGGGAAGUGGUCCCGUUCCUACACUCUACGAAAACAUACGUUUGCGCAUGCAAGAACAAAUGAUCACUUUGAAAUGUAUAGACGGCAAAGACAGGUAUUCCAAAUAUUCGUGGACCAAAGACAGUACUAGUUCAUUCGGCGAUGAAGAAACAUACAAGGAAAAUGGAACAGAACUCAUGAUUCAAAAUGUCGAUGAGAGAGCCAUUGGUCUGUACGAAUGUAUGACAGAAGUUCGAGGCAAGGACCCCUUGUUUAGGAGAUAUAAUCUCACAUCUGCAUCCUGUAUGAUGGCUGAAACAGUGCCCAACGUAACAUCUACCGAUUGUCAAUCAAAGGUGUACUACGGUACUUCAUGCACAUUGAACUGUACCCUACAACAGACGCAGAUUACAAAUGAAUGCCAAGCUGAUGGGACUUGGGAUGGUAGUUGGGCAUGCGACUCUGCUACCUCAGUGAUCAUGUCUACCUUUACUUUACUAAUAGCGCUCAUGGCGGCUAGAUUGGCAAACUAGACGACGUUAUGUUAAAGAACGGAGCGUGAACAAUAGUGAAAUAUAGCUACACGUUUUUAAAGAAAACUUGAACGUGUAGGUGCUGCAAUAUGAUGACUAGCAUGGAUAACUGUUCCCUUUCUUUCCAGGGACCUAAUUUCAUCUUAUUUCUAAUUCCACGUGUAGUUUAACCUCAUGUUAUAUUGUACUUUGAGUAUACAUCAUGAAGAUUCAGAUUCACAAUGCAAUUUAAUAUUUCAAUAAUUCAUCGAAAACAAAUCUGUACAUAAUAGCACAUAUUAUUAUUUUUCAUCUCGAGCUUCCAAGAAACUUCAUGGUUUCAUUUGAACAGUUAUUUGAGCGAUUUACCUAUCCGCCAAUUUCUUUCAAAUGACCAAUUAGGUUUCUGUUGAAAGUUCCCUUCCAAGGUUGUGGCAAAAAUCAAAUGCAAAUAUAUGGGUAUACGAAAUGUAUCUCACCUGAUUUGAUACAGUUCUGAAUAUUUACCUCAGAAAAUAGAUACGAACCAAAAUUCAUAUUGCGAAAAACACAAAUACGAGCGAGGAAAAUGUUAAAAAACAUUUGAGCUCUUUGUGGUAGCAUUUCCUAA
Messenger RNA from Owenia fusiformis, 2230 nucleotides. The record is from the annotation of a GenBank genome assembly. NCBI's taxonomy places the organism in Eukaryota, Metazoa, Annelida, Polychaeta, Sabellida, Oweniidae.